AGAGUGGUCUUCCCGGAGUCUUGCUCACGUCUCUCCUGCUGCAGCUUCAGCGCUGACUGAGGAGGAUGGAAGGAGGAGGGGGCGGGCAGGAAGAGGCUGGAGUCGGCGACACCCCCUCCUUUCUGCGCUGCGAGCGCCCAGACGACGGCGGGAUGACUGCCGGGAGCCCCGGAGACCGCGCGGAGGUGCGGAGGAGCCCCGAGGGCCGCGUCUCUCGCCUGGGCCGCCGCCUGGGCCGCCGCCGGCGCCCGCGCUCCCCGCCGGAGCCUCUGCGGGUGCGGGCGCGGCUGCGGCUGCGCUCGCCGUCGGGGGCGUUCGCAGCGCUGGGGGCGCUCGUGGUCCUGGUGGGCAUGGGCAUCGCGGUGGCCGGCUACUGGCCGCACCGCGCGGGGGCCCCGGGGCCCCGGGCUGCCAAUGCCAGCGCGCCGCCGGUGAGCGAGCUGCGACGCGAGGGUCGCGGUGCCGGCCGGGCCCACGGCCCGCACGAGCGGCUGCGGCUCCUGGGGCCCGUGGUCAUGGGCGUGGGCCUGUUCGUGUUCAUCUGCGCCAACACGCUGCUCUACGAAAACCGUGACUUGGAGACCAAACGGCUUCGCCAGGGGGCACUGCGGGCCCAGGCGCUGCGGCCCCCCGACGGCCCUGGCUGGGACUUCGCUCUGCUCCCCAGCCCCGGCCCGAGGACGCCCCUGGCCGUGGGCUGUGCGGAGCCAGAAAGCUGGGACCUGUCGCCACGCCGGGGCACCUCGCCUGUCCCGUCAGUGCGGAGUCUGCGUUCAGAACCUGCUAACCCUCGCCUAGGGCUGCCUGCCCUGCUCAACAGUUACCCGCUGAAGGGCCCGGGGCUGCCUCCACCCUGGGGCCCGCGGACCCAGGCUGGCCAUGUGAUCAUCACCGUGCAGCCCUCCGGCUCCUGCAUCGAACACUCCAAGUCUCUGGAUCUGGGCCUUGGGGAGCUCCUGCUUGGGGCCCCCGCUACUCGGGACUGUGCUCACCGCAGCUGGCCGCGGCUGGAUCACCUCAGCCUGGAGGGCUAUGCCAAGCUGGGAGGGGGAGUGGACUUGGGGGCUCGGGUUUGAGCAGCAGCGGGUGGCCUGCGGUGAGGCUGCACCGCGGACCUGGUAGCAGGACCGGCGCUUGUCACUUCCCAGACUGGGGGAUGGAUGCUCCGGCCGCAGCCGCUGCUGAGGCGUCCUGACUGCAUGUCAGCAGACAAGUGCCAGCUGCACCAGGGUUCCACGCGCUGGCAUGUGCUUCAGUGUGGACUCGAGACCAGCAUGGCUCGGCCUCAGGAAGUCCUUCAGCCUCCAAAGUGGCCUUAGCCCUGAGCAGGUACCUGAGGGGCUUGUGGUCCAGGCCAGGGUACCUGGGAGAUGCACCUGGUGUCUGGGCAAACCUGAAGCGGUGGGAAAGGACCCUGAAGACUUGGAAGGUAGAUUGGGAUGUUCCAGCUUCCCCCGAGGUGGCAGUGGUGACUGGGCUUGGGCCUCCAGGAAGGUGGGUGAUGGGCGAUGGGGUACAGCUGAGACCUUUCACUGCCAUCUGGGGUGGGGACUGAGCCUUCACCUCCCACCACCCCAGGCCCUGUCCUCCCUCAGCCACUCGGGGUCCGCCCUGAGAGGGGUGCACCCUGAUAGGGCUCCACUACUGCCAACGCCUUCCUGCGGGGGCUCUGCCCCCUCCCACCCCCGCAGGUCUGAGAAGCCCCCUUCUCCCUUCCGUCCUGGUCUAUGCUGCAGACUCCCUCCAGGUGGCAAAAAGUAUUUGCCAGUCCUCAGAAAUCUUUUUACACAAUGUUGAAGCUGCAUUUUGGCUAAUGUUGGUAGUUUACUUUAGCAAAAAGGGAAGAGAACUUUAAAAGUCGAUCAGUCCUCAGAGACUCAGUCUUUUUUUUUUUUUCUAGUUUAUUGAAAAAUGCAGUACAAGAAGCAAGACCAAACACAUACCUAAACACUACAGUUCUCUUACUACGAAAGGCCAAAACAGCAGACCUCAUUAUUGCCUGUGGAACCUAAGGAUUUUGCCAAUUUGAUUCUGCU
Molecule: messenger RNA, 2036 nt
Organism: Phyllostomus discolor (pale spear-nosed bat)
Lineage: Eukaryota; Metazoa; Chordata; Mammalia; Chiroptera; Phyllostomidae
Gene: TMEM200B
Product: transmembrane protein 200B
Exons: 2
Coding region: 66-1076 (336 amino acids)
Source: RefSeq, a predicted model, not a curated record